AUACGAAAGGGUCAUGGAGGUCACUGGCAUAAAUAAAGGAGAGUCCAUUCCCUUGUACUUGGGGUUCCCACUUCCCAGUUUCCUUCGAUGCUGAAGAAAUGGGUUCUGCACCGUGACUUUUAUCUUAUCGUCCACCCGAUUUUCACGAGGAUGAGGUACGAGGCCGAGGGGUCGCUUCAACUAAAAGUCUGUAACAAUGCUUCCCACCCUCCGAAAGUUCAAAAGCCGCUCAUCAGCUCGCUUUGCCUUUGCAUUUCCCCUUCUACGCCCUUUUGCUUCUUUCCCAGCCUCCCCUAGCUUCGCCAAUCUUUCCGCCCUUCUGCAGGGCCACAUCUUACACUUUCACCUCCUUCAAAUCCAUGCCCAAGUCUUUCGAGUCGGUGCCCAUCAGGACAAUCUGAUUGCCACUCGUCUCAUCGGGCAAUAUCCAUCACAUAUCGCACUCCGAAUCUUUCAUCAACUCCGUGAUUCAAAUAUCUUCCCCUUCAAUGCUAUUAUACGAGUCUUGGCUGAAGAGGGUCUGUUGUCCAGUGCCAUCUCCAUCUUCAAAACCUUAAUACAGCGUUCCCUUUCACCUAACGACUUCACCUUUUGUUUCCUACUCAAGGCGUGCUUUUGGUCCCGUGAUGCCCUUUAUGUCAAACAAAUUCAUACUCAUGUUGUGAAGUUGGGGUUUCUUGGGGAUCCCUUUGUGUGCAAUGGCCUUCUUGCAGUUUAUGCGAAAGGUAUUAAAGAUUUGGGUGCAGCUCGUAAGGUGUUUGAUGAAAUGCCGGAUAAGAGUGUGGCCUGUUGCUGGACUUCGUUGUUAGCUGGCUAUGCUCAGUCAGGCCAGACUGAGGAGGUUUUACGGUUUUACCUUAUGAUGGUUCAGCUGAACUUGCAGCCAGAAAAUGAUACUUUGGUCAGUAUUUUAUCCGCAUGUUCAAACCUUGAGAUUGUAGAAAUUGAGAAAUGGGUGUCAUCUCUAACAGAAAUUGACAAAAAGGUCGAUUCCAAGAAUUCCGCUCGUGAGGCUGUCAAUACCGUUCUCAUGUAUUUGUAUGGGAAAUGGGGGAAGCUUGAGAAGAGUAGGGAAAUAUUUGAUAAAAUUGUUGAUACUGCUAAGAGAAGUGUACUUCCUUGGAAUGCCAUGAUUGGUGCAUAUGUACAGAACGGUUGCCAUAUGGAGGCACUGAGUAUUUUCCGCAAGAUGGUGGAGGAUUUCAGUUGUAAACCGAACCAUGUUACAAUGGUUAGCGUGCUUUCAGCUUGUGCUCAAAUUGGUGAUUUAGAUCUUGGUAAGUGGGUGCAUGAGUAUAUGAAAUUUGAAGGAACUAAAGGUAUCAUUGGGUCAAACAAAAUACUAGCUACGGCGUUCAUAGACAUGUAUUCUAAAUGUGGGAGCUUGGAGAGGGCAAAAGAGGUUUUUGACCAGAUGUCCUCCCAAGAUGUUGUCUCCUUCAACGCUAUGAUUAUGGGCCUUGCAGUAAAUGGUGAGGGGAAGGAGGCAUUGAGGCUUUUCUUUAGGAUGCAAGAGUUUGGCGUACAACCCAAUGCCGUAACUUUCCUUGGUGUUUUAUGUGCAUGCUGUCACUCAGGUUUAGUAGAGAAAGGACGCCAAAUAUUCCUAGACAUGACCUCAAGCUUUUCUAUUUCCCCGCAAUUAGAACACUAUGCUUGCUAUAUUGAUCUCCUUGCACGAGUCGGCUAUGUCGAAGAAGCUCUAAAGGUUGUUUUUUCCAUGCCUUUUGAGCCAAAUAAGUUUGUCUGGUGUGCUUUGCUUGGGGGUUGCCUGCUCCACUUCAAAGUUGAUCUGGCCCGAUAUGUUUCCAGAAGGCUCGUUGAAGUGGACCCAGGUAAUUCGGCAGGUUAUGUGAUGUUGGCUAACGCGUUUGCAGUUGAUCGCCGCUGGGGUGAUGUCUCAGCUCUGAGGUUGGUUAUGAGGGAAAAGGGGGUGAAGAAGCAGCCAGGGCGAAGUUGGAUCAGCAUAAAUGGCGUCGUGCAUGAAUUUCUUGUGGGGUCGCCAUCACAUCCUCAUAUUAAUAGCAUAUAUCAUACACUGAAUGGAUUGAUGAAGCAAAUGAAGGUUGCAACUGCGUGAGAGAUCAGUUCCCCGGAUCUCAUGUUAAUAUUACUUGGGAUAUCUAUCGCUUACGAAGUGAUAUGGUUUUCUACUUGUUUGGCGAGAACUGAAAGGCUGGGAGUUCUUAGAUAGGAACUGGGGAUCCUUCGGCCCCAUGCAUGGUGAGCGCAGUCUUUGCUUCAAAAUUUCCCAAUAUUUAACCUGUGGCCGUCUCCUACUUACUGUCGGUAUCAGUGCCAUUCUUUUGUACAUUUCGUGGAUUUGUUUUAAUUGUUGUAAAUUUACUUUUUGGCCAAAUAUGUUAACUGAACGAUCUUUUUUUUGGAGAGAAAAUAAACUCUCAAUUCUUCAUUUGUAUUAAUACUCCAAGUGAUGGAUCUUAACGUGAAACAAUAGGAAUGGAUCCUAGUUAAUCAUGUUAUGAUUGGUACCAAUAUUGUCACGAAGAUUUUUGGUGGACUGACGGACACAUGAUCUAUUUUUGUU
Messenger RNA from Juglans regia (Persian walnut), 2548 nucleotides. RefSeq names its product pentatricopeptide repeat-containing protein At1g08070, chloroplastic-like. Gene Ontology annotation, biological process: RNA modification. The record is from RefSeq and is a predicted model, not a curated record. Lineage: Eukaryota; Viridiplantae; Streptophyta; Magnoliopsida; Fagales; Juglandaceae. The coding region runs from base 197 to 2080 and encodes 627 amino acids. The transcript has a single exon. Gene Ontology annotation, molecular function: RNA binding; protein binding.